CAUUUUAUUUUGUUGAGUGCCAUGGCUUUGCCUGUAAGUUAGAUAUGUGUCACUUUAAUUGUGAAUUUGAACGCUUUGACACUUCUUGUGCCUCUUCAUAGCUACAUAGAUGCUAUGAAAUUUACUUCCCUUUGCACUCGAUAGAAUGAGCGACAGUCACCAUUUGGGUGCUUCUCCAUCGUUGGGAGAAAUUGAUCAUGUCACGUAUCUCUCUGAACAUAUUGGUUCUCUCUUCUGGAAUGAGGACUACAGUGACAUCAUUCUGGUCAUUGAAGGUCAGAAAAUCCCUAGCCACAAAGUAAUACUUGCCUCUCGCAGCGAGUAUUUUCGUGCUUUAUUGUAUGGAGGCUUGCGAGAAUCUCAAGAAGCUGUAGUUGAGCUUAAAGGGACAUCUUUAACAUCAUUCAAACUUAUCCUUAAAUAUUUGUAUUCUGGUCACAUGUCACUUGCCUCCCUCAAGGAGGAAAUGGUACUUGAUAUUCUGGGUGUAGCUCAUCAAUACUGUUUUGUGGAACUUGAAACAGCAAUUUCCGAUUAUUUGAAGGCAAUCUUGAGCAUCCGCAACGUUUGCAUGAUCUAUGAUAUGGCUAGUCUUUUUCAUUUCUCUUCUCUUGCUGAAGUGUGUUGUAGCUUUGUGGAUCGCAAUGCACUUGAUGUCAUUCACCACGAAUCUUUUCUCACAUUGUCUGCUACUGCUUUGAAAGAAAUGAUUAGCAGAGACUCUUUCUGUGCCUCAGAAGUUGAUAUCUUUCGUGCUGUCUGCGAGUGGGCUCAACAAAACCCUGACGUAGAUAUGAGUGAGAUCUUAUCCGCUAUACGCUUGCCCCUUAUGGCUCUUCCUGAAUUGCUGAAUGUUGUAAGGCCUACUGGACUUGUAAGUGCUGAUACCAUUCUUGAUGCAAUAAAAGCAAGAACUGAAAGCAGAGAUACAGAUUUAAAAUAUCGGGGAUAUUUGAUGCCUGAAGAAAAUGUGGCAUCUCCUAAGCAUGGUGCUCAAGUGUUACACGGAGAGUUACGCACUUCCCUUCUGGAUGGAGAUGUCCACACUUAUGACAUGGAGCGUGGCUUUACGAGGCAUCCCAUUGAUGAUAAUAAUGGUCAAGGGAUCUUAGUUAUGCUUGGAAGGCAGUGUAUCAUCAAUCACAUGAAGAUGCUUCUGUGGGAUAGGGAUAUGAGGUCCUAUUCUUAUUAUAUUGAAGUUUCUGUCGAUCAAAAAGAUUGGAUCAAAGUCAUCGAUCAUACACGCUAUCUAUGUCGAUCAUGGCAACAGCUUUAUUUCAAGCCUCGAGUGGUGAGGUAUAUCAGGAUUGUUGGCACUCACAAUACAGUCAAUAGGGUUUUUCAUGUAGUCUCAUUUGAAUGCAUGUAUACAAACAGACCUUUCAGGUUGGAAAAAGACUUACUAUAUCCCAUCCAUAACGUUGCCACCACUUCUGCAAGUGCCUGGGUCACGGAAGGUGUAAGCCGGAGCCGAAAUGCCCUUAUCAAUGGAGACACAGAAAACUAUGAUUGGGACUCGGGGUAUACGUGUCAUCAGCUUGGUAGUGGUGCCAUUGUAGUUCAGUUAGCUCAACCCUUCGUACUGGAUUCCAUGAGGAUGCUGUUGUGGGAUUGUGAUGACCGACGCUACAAUUAUUACAUUGAGGUGUCUGGAGACCAGCAGCAUUGGCACAUGCUUGUAGAUAAAAGGAAUGAAGCUGCUCGUGGUUGGCAGAACAUAACAUUCCCACCUCGACCUAUUGUCUUUAUCAGGAUUGUUGGAACACAUAACACUGCAAAUGAGGUAUUUCAUAUCGUGCAUUUUGAGUGUCCUGCUCAAGUUCCUUCCCCUCCAAGUCUACAUUCUUCCAGCAGUAGUUUAACAGAAGUGAGUGGCAUCAACUUGGAUGAAUUUAUGAAAACGGAAUGCGUUAAGACAGAAAAUGUGGCCAGGACAUAGCAACCAAGGAGGGUUUACACCGGAAUAUUAUCAUAUGGCUGUGAUGUAUGACGUUAUCAAAAGGUCCUUUCUGAAUAAUAUCAAUUUAGAACACUAGACGUGUAUCUCAUCAGGGAAGUUCUUUGAAACUCACAAUGUAGAAUGGCGUUGAUGAAAUUCCGACGGUUUUUUUCCUACCUCAGUGAGCUUUGUUUUCUUGUGUAAUUGAUGUGUUGGGGUGAAAUUCAAGACUUAAAGGCAUUGAUAAUAGGAUCUCUUGAAAAAGAUUACUGUUAGUCUGAUGCAAUUGUACUCAUUUUAUACUCAAAUUAUUUCAACUGAAAAAAGGAGCUCCUUAAAAAAAGUUAGUUUAGGGAUAGCGAUUUCUAUUGCAGAUCUGAUCCUAACAGACAUAGGUUAUCUACAUUUUUGAAAAAAUGAUACUUUUAUGCCUGUUAUGCUCAAAAAAAAAAAAAACUCUGAUCUAAAUUAUUCGUUGAUCAAAAAGAAAAAAAAAAAACACUUUUUUCUGUAUCUCAAAAUUUAAUAUAUCCUUUAGGUACACAAAGUUUUAGAGAUAUAAAGUUAAAAAGAUAAACAAUGCGCUGAAUUAUUAUUAAUAAUCGUUCUUAUGUCCAUAUUCAGAAUUUUCAUUUUGAUCAAAAUUGGUAAACGUUUUAGUUAGGAUUUGUUUCCAGCAGUUGAUUAAUCUUGAUAUUUCUCCCCUGGUUCAUUUUACUUGCUGCUGCUUCAGGGGUAGGGAACACACUGUCGAUUUGUUCCGUGAUCUUUCAUCUCCUAUUCAUGGCGUGCCUUUUGAAAAAUGGCAUGUGUGUGUUUGUGAUUUUGAUGUUCUUUACGUGUUCCUUUUUCUCCAUAAUGUUCUAUUUAUUUGUGAUAGACAAGUUGGAUCGUGGAAUAUUUUAUGUGAGCCUGAUUGAAAUGAAGAAGAAAAUAGUGUAUGCAUGUGUGGGUGAUUAAAUACUGCAGUUUAGAUGUAUUUCCCCGUGUGUCUAAGUAUUUUGUGAUGAAAUCAAUCUGUAUAAAUUUUGUACAAAGUGAAUUCUUCCAGUCUUCUCCUGCAAACAGAUGAGAAAGUGUAAAUACUUUGAUUUUGUUGUUUUUAUUUUGAAUUUUAAAUUUUUUUAUGUAACUGUACACUAAUGGCUGGUAACUUAGUUAUCUGAAAAUAUUUUUUAUUGCCCGUGACUAUAUACAUUUAAAAGUUAUUCUUUGACUCAAAUAUCAGUUUUAUUUUAAAGUCAAUAUUUUAAAAUUCAUCAAAUGCAUUACUUCACCGAAACUGAUAUUUUCAGAUUGUAGACUUGCUAUUUAGUGUAUUUUAAUGCCUUAUUUUGAUUUUAUUUUGACUGCUUUCUUUGGUCCAAGAAUUGAAACUUCCGAACCUCAGAAAACUAAAGCUAAUUUCAUCAUUUCUAUUAUACAUGUUCAAAAAAUUUUAGCCUGUUUCGGGUUUUAUAUAUAUAUAUAUAAUAUAAUUUUAGCAAUGAAACCUUAUACCCAAAUUUCUCUUCAACCUUUUUAUCAUAUAGUUUUAAAUGGUUAUCCUUUUUUCAGCAAUAACCAUUAUUUA
Messenger RNA from Uloborus diversus, 3512 nucleotides. Its product is annotated as BTB/POZ domain-containing protein 9-like. The transcript is spliced from 12 exons. Gene Ontology annotation, biological process: modulation of chemical synaptic transmission; circadian behavior; adult locomotory behavior. Lineage: Eukaryota; Metazoa; Arthropoda; Arachnida; Araneae; Uloboridae. The coding region runs from base 146 to 1939 and encodes 597 amino acids. Gene Ontology annotation, molecular function: protein binding. The record is from RefSeq and is a predicted model, not a curated record.